UAUCAAUCUGUGACCGAUCCACUAAUGCAGCUGCCCACACACUAAGUGUAUCCGUUCGCUUCUGGCGCAGUUUUAGUCCGUUUCUGGCGCUAGGAGAAGAUACACCGUCCGUAGGUCGCAGUUGAAAGGAGGGAUGGCUGUUCGAAAGGGGAAUUGUCUUUACUGGUGCAGUGUGUUUUUGAUGGUGCUCCUGGUCAGCUUCUGCUCGGCAAAACAAGCCCGCCGGUGUCUCGGUGGCUCGGAAGUAUUUGUCUGCACACUUGUACAGUUUGACUACGAGGCCGGACAAGAUGUGCCGCAAUUCAAUAUUUCGUCAAGUGUCACUGCGGUAAAAAUUAUAAGAUCACCCCAUGAGAUGCAAGAGUAUAACUCAGAUACAAUAAGGCACAUUCGCGAGUACGAUUCAGUGCUCCAUCGACAGCUUGGUUUUCCGAAAGCCAUCGAAAUCCAAGACACAAGCAUGCACACGGUUGAGGUACCAGCGGAAAUGUUGUAUGCAGAUUUCAGUGCCAAUUCCAUCAAAACGAUCACGGUCAACCCGCAGCUGCCCUACGCGUUGCGGUACCUCGAUCUGGACGAUAACUAUAACUUACCGAUUGAGAACGUUACCCACUUUACGCGGCUGCAGUCGCUUCAUCUCUCGAAUUGCCGACUCGAAACGAUACCGGACCGUCUAUUUACUCCAAUGACCAACCUGCAGCACCUCACCCUCGCUUAUAACCGAUUGACCGCUGUCGAUCUGAAACAGUUUCCCCCCAGCUUAACGCUUCUGUUUUUCAAUCGGAAUAAUCUGCGAAACAUGACACUGGGCGGUGUGAUCUUCCCUUCGCUGGAGCACUUGAAUGUAGCGUCCAACGAAAUUUCUUCAUUCAAUGCGACUUUGAUCCUGCCACUGGCACCGAAGCUAAAGCUUUUCACCAUCGAACGCAAUCCGAUGAGGCGUGCAAUGGUGGACCACAUCGUCGAGGAGCUUAACCGACGCAACAUCAGCCACUACAACAUGGAAAAUCCCGACGAAUGGGUGUGCAAAGAUGACGAAAUCAUAUACGACGGGGUUUGUUUUUCCGAAAACAAUCUGGAAUCCGAUGAAGCUAGUUGGUCAACUUUUGGCAUAGUCUCUACAGUGAUGGUUGUACUGGCUGGUUCGGCGGGGCUGGGGUAUGUGAUUUGGAUUUUGUAUAAGCGAGUGCAAUAAACCUUCUACACGUCCAUCGAUGUUCGACCUGGUUUUGAGAUGAAUGUUAUGACACUUCAAAUUUAUUCUGUAUCCAUUGUCAGCGAGAAAAUAAAGUCAGUCAGCAAGAAAUAAAGAAAUAAAUAAAAGUUAGUAUCUUACCACA
Anopheles aquasalis is the source of this 1340-nucleotide messenger RNA. RefSeq lists its product as uncharacterized. NCBI's taxonomy places the organism in Eukaryota, Metazoa, Arthropoda, Insecta, Diptera, Culicidae. Gene Ontology annotation, molecular function: protein binding. The record is from RefSeq and is a predicted model, not a curated record.